Molecule: messenger RNA, 1413 nt
Organism: Drosophila gunungcola (fruit fly)
Lineage: Eukaryota; Metazoa; Arthropoda; Insecta; Diptera; Drosophilidae
Product: ribosomal RNA-processing protein 8
Exons: 1
Coding region: 70-1152 (360 amino acids)
Biological process (GO): regulation of transcription by glucose; rDNA heterochromatin formation; cellular response to glucose starvation
Cellular component (GO): nucleolus; chromatin silencing complex; rDNA heterochromatin
Molecular function (GO): methyltransferase activity
Source: RefSeq, a predicted model, not a curated record
AAAAAUGCGUUAACACAUUUGCUGAAUGCUUCACGUGUUUCUCGAUUUGUUUACAAUUUUGCUCACAAAAUGAAGCCAUUUGAAGUGCCGCCCUGGGAGGCAGGAGCCGAGAUUAUUGAAUUUAAGCCUGUGAAUCCGUCAGGAAAUGGUGUUGCUGCCGCCAAGAAGCCAAAGAAAAAGAAACCCAGGAAGAAGAAGGCAGCGGCAUCGGGAGAAACUCCCCAAGUGAGCAAGGCACCUGGAAAAUUCAGUUACCGGCAGGGCGGAGGACCUCUGGCCCCGCCCCUCGAUUCCUCGGAUGAUGAUGACGAUGUGGAGGACGGAAUCCGGGCCAUGCACAAGGUGAAAACCGGAAGAAUCGAGAAACAGCGACCGCCAGCGCAGGCCACAAAAGGUGGCAAGAAGGAGCUGAAGCUGAAGCCGGAACUGGCGCAGGCGGCAGUGGAGGCCAUGGAGGCCAUGGAGGCCACUGGCUCCUCCGCUCCGGCUGCCAACUCACUGGCCAGUAAGCUGCAAUCGGAGCUCCUGGGCGGACGAUUCCGGUAUAUCAACGAGCAGCUCUAUUCAGUUACCAGCAAGAAGGCAGAGGCACUUUUCCGCAAGGAUAGCUCCGCCUUCGAGGCCUACCACGCUGGCUAUCGACAGCAGGUGGAGAAGUGGCCCACCAACCCGCUGAACCGCAUCAUCAAGACCAUCAAGAAGGUGCCCAAGACCGCCAUAAUUGGAGAUUUUGGUUGUGGAGAAGGGAAACUGGCCCAAUCCGUGCCCAACAAGGUGUACUCCAUGGACUUGGUGGCGGCCCGUGGUGACAUCAUAGCCUGCAACAUAACGGACACCCCUCUGCAAGCUCAAUCCCUGGACGUGGCCGUUUAUUGCCUCUCUCUAAUGGGAACCGAUCUGAACGAGUUCUUCCUGGAGGCCAAUCGGCUGCUCAAGCUGCACGGCAGCGUCUACAUAGCCGAGAUCCAGUCGCGAUUCGAGGAUGUGCGGGAGUUCGUGCGCUGCUUGAGCGCCUGUGGUUUCGACCUGAUCAAGAAAGAUGUGGCUGUCAACUAUUUUUACUUCUUCCAGUUCAAGAAGAUGCGCCAUGUGCCCAAGAACACCAAGCUAAAGCCUUUCUCUCUAAAGCCUUGCUUGUAUCGCAAACGUUGAGGCUGCAGAUACUGUCUUGUUUCCAAUAGUCAAAACUAUGUAAAUGCUGGAAAUCGAAGUUACCCAUUCUUGACUCUUACAAACUCUCUUCAGUUGUUCAGUUGGAAACUUCAUUGUUGUUUCCACAACUGUAUAAACUUUGAAUUUCGACGAUGUGAAUAGUUUUGGAGCCUGGGACGGAAGCUCUGCUUAUAAGUAGUUACUUUUAUACAUUAACUUAAUGUAGGAACCUUUGCCACCGCAAUAAAUUCUGAAAUCAAA